UGAAUUGAUACCUCAUAAAUUAGUAUCCAAAAAAUCUUUAUUUCAUCUGUUCCAAAACAAGAUAGAGCUAGCCACUAGCAAUGGCCUGUGCAGCAACCAGCCAACUUCUCCAGCUCUACACAACAACACGUGUGGCUACUCCUUCACACGUGCACCAGCAACAUAUUUCCCGCCCAUUCCUGAUAACCACCACUACUACUAGAACUUCUCGAGAUAAUCACCAUUUCUCCGGCGGACUCAACGGCCGUCAUAAACUGUCACCGGUGGCCAAAUUCUCACUGGCGAACGACGGCACUGUAACUGCCAAUGACGAUGACGGCGUCUCUUUGGGAACCGUAAAAUUACCUUCCAAUACUGACCUUCAAAGAUUUGAGACCUUGCUUUUUCAGUGGGCAAAUAGCCUUUGUCAAGGAGCUAGUAUACCACUUCCUAUCCCAUUAAAGGUUGAUAAAAUAUCUGGUGGAGCUAGGUUGGCUUUCAUUACAAUUGGAGAUGGGACGACAGAAGUCUUAGUGUACAUUGAUUGUUUGGUUUUUCCAGCAACGGGUGAUUCAGGUCCUAUUUUCCGAGCCAUUAGAAAUGGACCUUUGAAAGCUCAAUCACUUCCUGGUGAGUCCAGAAUCAUGAGAAGUCUUCUACAGGCCCUCCAGAAAUCAGUUGAAAUUGCUAGAACUUGAAUCAUUUUGUUGCUUGAGAUGUACAAUGUGAAGAGCUACAUUUUAAUUUUUUGUCAUUUAGUUUAAUGAAAUUGUGGCUAACAAUGAUAUGUUAGUUCUAGUGUAUUCUACAGUGUAUCAUUAGUAAAUGAUAUGAAUUUGUUCUCAAUUUAUAUUAUAAUUGGUUGUCAUAUUGUUGUUUCA
Messenger RNA from Mercurialis annua (annual mercury), 860 nucleotides. RefSeq lists its product as uncharacterized. The transcript has 3 exons. The record is from RefSeq and is a predicted model, not a curated record. Bases 81 to 677 code for a protein of 198 amino acids. Gene Ontology annotation, cellular component: chloroplast stroma; chloroplast thylakoid membrane. NCBI's taxonomy places the organism in Eukaryota, Viridiplantae, Streptophyta, Magnoliopsida, Malpighiales, Euphorbiaceae.